AUGAUGGACGGUGUAGAUGUUUUUCUAGCUGUUCUCAGAGUGGGCCCUCAUCCCACCUGGCCCACUCUCCCUCUUGCCGUGGCAUGUGCUCACGCUGUUCUCCCUCCUCUCCCGUUUUCCACAUCCUCACACGUUCCUCCGGUCCGUCCCAGUGGGGAUCACAACGCGAUGGACGAUGAAGACGUACUUCUGGCUGCUGCUGUGGCGACCCCUCUCUCCUCUUCUAAUCCUUUUACCCUUUUCAACAUCUGCUCACUUCCUUGCCCUUGGCAGUCCGGCCCGACAGAGAUCACAACUCGUUGGACGAUGAAGAUGUACUUCUGGCUGCUGCCAUGGCGCCCAGAGGUCGUCUUCACAGGCCUUUCCAUCUACGGCAUCGACCCGCGCUCGCAGCAAUUCAUCAGUCACAGAGACGUGCGGGAUUACCCUGCCUACCAAGUCGUUCAGGUCAACUCGCCCGUCCAAUCAGCGGCGGACAUCUGGCCCUCUGCUCCUGGCACUCCUCCCAGUCCACAAGUGGAAAAGCUAAAGAGGUACUUCCAGGGAGCCAAUAGCCAGAGGAAAACUAUUCCCGAGGGCCCCCUCAUGCUCAGCAGCCCUCCAGAGUCCGCCGCGCAGGAUAGAAUAUUAGCGAUUGCUGUGCCUCUCGAUGCUGAUGCUCCCACUCCAACCGAUCCUGAUCUCACUGUUGUCACAAUGCCACGUGGCACAUGGGCUGCAGUAUCAUUCGGAGGGCUGCCAUUGGUGGAGACAUUCUCGUCAGCAGCUGCUGCUCUGCGGGCUGAUGCCACCUCUGAUGGCCUGCUGCUGGCCUCAAGAGGAGCCGGCUCAGACAGGUCUACAGAUUCCGCUGACAGCACUGCUACAGAUGCUGUGAAGGGAGGCACGGGGUUGGGUGCUGCAGCUUCUGCUCUGGUGUCCUACCCAAGUGCGUAG
Molecule: messenger RNA, 936 nt
Organism: Closterium sp. Naga37s-1
Lineage: Eukaryota; Viridiplantae; Streptophyta; Zygnematophyceae; Desmidiales; Closteriaceae
Source: the annotation of a GenBank genome assembly